GCAGCUUGUAGCGGAUGAUGACGUCGACGAUGGUAAUUAAUUUUGGGGUAUAUAUAGUGAUAAAAAGUCCUGGAGAGAUCACAGAAUUAUUCUGACAUCAAAGAACAAACAACCAACCAUUGCAAUCAUGAAGUGCAUCGCAGCUGUAGUCAUGAUGGCUCUCGCCGUGGCCGCCGAAGCUGGAUAUGCCCCGUUGCUGUACAGCGCUCCGCUAGCGGCUUACCCGGGACAUACCACCGUUGUCCAGAGCAGCCGGUCGGAUCCAACGCAGUUUACCGAGUUCCCAGCCCUUUCGUACGCCGCCGCCCCAGCCUUUGCUCCCUACUCCUAUCCGGCUUACUACGCCACCGCUUACCAAGCCCCUAUUGCUUACUCCGCUCCGGCCGUUCUCCUGCAGAAGGAAGCUCGCUAUCUAGCUGCCAACCGUGGAGCCAUCCACGAGGCUCCUCUGCCCGGACACGAGAUCUCCCAGCAACAGCUCAAUCUGGCUCCUGCUGCGUAAGCAGAUUGAGUUCGACGGUCUUUGGCUAAUUUCGGCUUUGUGAUACUAUCUACGGAAUUUGAAAUAUAUGUUUACUUUGGCAAACUUAUUUUCAUUUGACCUAC
Aedes albopictus (Asian tiger mosquito) is the source of this 606-nucleotide messenger RNA. Its product is annotated as adult cuticle protein 1. Lineage: Eukaryota; Metazoa; Arthropoda; Insecta; Diptera; Culicidae. The record is from RefSeq and is a predicted model, not a curated record. Bases 128 to 502 code for a protein of 124 amino acids. The transcript has 2 exons.